This is a messenger RNA of Xenia sp. Carnegie-2017, 1669 nucleotides long. RefSeq lists its product as uncharacterized. The annotation marks the transcript as partial. The record is from RefSeq and is a predicted model, not a curated record. Lineage: Eukaryota; Metazoa; Cnidaria; Anthozoa; Malacalcyonacea; Xeniidae. Gene Ontology annotation, molecular function: metallopeptidase activity. The transcript has 7 exons.
UUUGAUGAAACAUCACAAGUUUUCGCAAAUACGUUACCAACAGGAAGCGGUUCAAGUCUUCAAGAGUUAUUCGUUAAUGCAACGAACAAAGCCAUUGAAACAGGAACUCUAAAAUUAUCAAUUGGACUUCACGAUGACACUGUGGUAAGAGCAUCACUAAGCGCACCAAACAAUUACGACUGUACGGUGCGAUCUGCAGUGCCAGCGGACGUACGUGCACGAUUGGGACUCAGCACGUAUUAUACCCAAUAUGCCCAUGCCUACGGUAUACCGGUACUUAGCUCAAGCCGCGUAAAGCCAAAAGCCCUGGAGCGAGCUUGUUACGUGAUGAGGUUUCUGUUUGCCGAUCGCAAGGAUAUUCGAGACUGGUUCUACAGACGAAAGGGCAGAGCGGGAAUCAUGGCAAGAUCAGAAGGCACAACGAUGAUUCCCGAACACAGUUUCUUGCCAUCGUGGUGGAACGAAAGAGCACGUGGCCUGGGCGCUACUAUUCCCAUUCCCAUUUCCACGGGGGGUGAAGAGAAUCUUUUAUGCGAACGACCAGAUCGCUACUAUAACGAAGACAUCUUUCUUCACGAGUUUGUUCACGGUAUUCAUAACUUGGGUGCAACUGGAGCUAUUCCGACUUUUGAUCGUCGUUUGAAAGCUGCCUACGAGAGUGCUCGUUCCAACAGACUGUGGUGGAGAACGUACGCAUUAAGUACGGACCGUGAAUAUUUUGCCGAAGGUACGCAGAGUUUUUUCAACGUCAACGCAUAUUCAGCUAAACCCAAUGGAAUUCAUAAUGACAUUAACACUCGCAAGAAACUUCAAACAUAUGAUCCCGCUCUUUAUGACUUGAUCAAAGAAGUUUUCCCAUGUGAAAAUGAAUUCUUGAAACGUUGUGAUGCAAGAAAAGGGAAACUGCCGCAACCUUUCAAAAUGGAUUGCAAAGAUGGAGGAACUGUUGUCACAUUAAAACCUGAAACUCCACCAGUUCCCCCUCAUUCAACAACUAGUACUCGAUCUGUUUCUAAACCCACCAAUCCAGACACACCGCCCGUUCCUACAUCUUCAAAAUCAGACACUCCACCAGUUCCCACAACGCCCAGUACUCCAUCUGUUUCUAAACCCACCAAUCCGGACACACCUCCCGUUCCUACAUCUUCAAAAUCAGACACUCCACCAGUUCCCACAACGCCCAGUACUCCAUCUGUUUCUAAACCCACCAAUCCGAACACACCGCCCGUUACUACACCAGUUUCAAAAUCUAGUACUUCACAUGUAACCACUCCUCCAGUAACUACAACUCCAAAAAGAACUCCUCGGCCAACAUCAAUUAAACAGUGUAACAAUCAUCACAAACAUUGCAAUGAUUGGGCAAAAACUGGUGAAUGUCAACGUAAUCCUGCUUAUAUGUUGCUAUUUUGCUGUCGAUCAUGUAGGAUUUAUAAAUACACUACCACACCUCGUGUGACGUGUAGGGACAACCAUAAAAAUUGCCGAUUCUGGGCUUACAGAGGACAUUGUCGAUAUUCAUAUUACUAUAUGACAAAAAACUGCAGAAACAGUUGUGGAUUAUGUCGAUGACUAUUUUUUGUUUUUGUUGGGGUUUUUUAUUUUAUAUAGCUAGCACUGAGUUAUUGUUUUGAUGUACGUUUUUUUCUUGUAAGUAAAAAAUUGAAAUGUA